UUCAGAACUGUAUUAUUAUUUAAAGUGAUAUCUCACUCAGUGUGUGAAAAACUGAUAAGUGUAAACAUGGAGAGAGAAGAUCAAAACGCAUCUCUACGGUCUCCCUUGAUUCAAAUCUCAGGGCAACAUGGAGUCACUGUUGAUAAUCAUAUAGAGCAAAACAAGAAAAGGGUAAUAGAAAGAAGAGAAGUUUUUGAAGAAGUGAAGAAGCAGUUAUGGCUUGCAGGGCCUUUGAUAUCUGUGGGCCUGCUAAAUUUUUGCAUACAGAUUAUAUCUGUAAUGUUUGUGGGGCACCUUGGGGAGUUGGCUCUCUCUGGUGCUUCAAUGGCUACUUCUUUUUGUUCUGUCACUGGUAUUAGCUUGUUGCUGGGAAUGGCAAGUGCGUUGGAUACCUUGUGUGGCCAGUCAUAUGGAGCAAAGCAGCAUCGUAUGUUAGGCAUACACAUGCAGAGGGCCAUGCUCGUUCUUAUGAUUGUCAGCAUACCCCUAGCAAUAAUUUGGGCAAACACAAGAUCCAUUCUGAUUUUCCUUGGCCAGGAUCCUGAAAUAUCUGCAGUAGCAGGAACAUAUGCUCAGUUAAUGGUUCCUUGCCUUUUUGCCUAUGGUCUUCUUCAGUGCAUAAACAGAUUCUUACAAACCCAAAAUAUUGUAUUUCCAAUGAUGUUCAGCUCUGCGGUUACUACUUUACUACAUCUUCUUAUAUGUUGGGUUAUGGUAUUCAAAUCUGGACUAGGGAACAAAGGAGCUGCCAUAGCAAAUUCUAUUUCUUAUUGGGUUAAUGUUUUGAUACUGACACUCUAUGUCAUGUUUUCUCCUUCGUGUGCAAAAACUUGGACAGGCUUUUCUAAAGAGGCACUGCUUAACAUUCCCUCAUUUAUGAAGCUUGCCAUUCCUUCAGCUGUUAUGGUUUGCUUGGAAAUGUGGUCAUUUGAAAUGAUGGUUCUCCUAUCCGGUCUUCUACCAAAUCCGAAGUUGGAAACAUCAGUACUUUCUAUCUGCUUGAAUACGGCAUCAACUGUUUGGAUGAUCCCAUUUGGUUUAAGUGGAGCUGUAAGCAUUCGUGUAUCAAAUGAACUUGGAGCUGGUCAUCCUUGGACUGCACGUUUAGCAGUGUGGAUUGUCUUAGUAAUGGCCAUUAUUGAGGGCACCUUAGUUGGAAUAGUGAUGAUACUAAUACGCAAUAUUUGGGGCUAUGCAUAUAGUAAUGAAUUAGAGGUUGUCGAAUAUGUAGCAAUCAUGACACCAAUUCUUGCAGCAUCCAACUUCUUGGAUGGACUUCAGUGUGUACUUUCAGGCACAGCUAGAGGAUGUGGUUGGCAGAAAAUUGGUGCCUAUAUCAAUCUAGGCUCUUAUUAUCUAGUUGGCAUUCCAUCAGCUAUCAUAUUAGCUUUUGUAUUGCAUGUUGGAGGCAAGGGGCUCUGGCUGGGGAUCAUAUGUGCACUUGUUGUUCAAGUAUUAUCUUUACUUAUCAUCACCUUACGUACUAAUUGGGAGCAAGAGGCAAAGAAGGCUACGGACAGAGUCCAUGAUUCAAUAACACCAGACAACAUAAUCUCGUGAAGCUGUGAUGUCUUCACCGCUACACGUUCCCAACAAAUAUUUGGAUUAAAGAACGACACGUUUUUUUUUUUCUGCAUUAUCUUAGAUUUGGUUGAUGCUUACCAUACUCAUCUAGAAAUUAUAUAGGAAUGAAGAUACUAUUAGCAUGAGUUG
Messenger RNA from Gastrolobium bilobum, 1713 nucleotides. RefSeq names its product protein DETOXIFICATION 16-like. The record is from RefSeq and is a predicted model, not a curated record. Lineage: Eukaryota; Viridiplantae; Streptophyta; Magnoliopsida; Fabales; Fabaceae. The coding region runs from base 67 to 1560 and encodes 497 amino acids. The transcript is spliced from 8 exons. Gene Ontology annotation, molecular function: xenobiotic transmembrane transporter activity; antiporter activity. Gene Ontology annotation, cellular component: membrane. Gene Ontology annotation, biological process: xenobiotic detoxification by transmembrane export across the plasma membrane.